AUGUUUAUCCGUUUAUUAAGGCCAAGAUCAGUUCUCCUGAUACCAAAGAGGGGAAGGGUGAAAACUAAAUGGGCAACACACAAGAAACAAAAGCUACCUUCACUACUAGCACUAGAGCAUUUUGACCGCUUUUAUGCACCCAUGUAUGAUAAGCUGUGGCCAUCAAUCAGACUGGCCCUUUUGUCCCAACAGAAAUAUGGGGCACUCAUAAAUAACUACUCAAACAAUGUGGACAGUGCAGUACUGGACCUUAUUGACACAGGUGCAGAUAAUUUUGUUCAAAUUGCACAAAGUCAUAAAUUAAGUGAAGCAUCUGACAUUGUUGACAAGAUUGGACUUAAAAAGGAUGUGAGUAUACCUGAAAUUCUUGAAAGCUUACAAAAGGAAAAAGAAAAACCUCCCUUGGUGCAACAUGAUGAUGGCCACCAUGUAGAAACAGAGUUAGAUUCAAACUUGUAUGAAUAUAUGCCAGUUGAGACAGUAUAUACAGAAGAUGAACUAUUAGAACUCAAAGAAACAGAGGAGAACAUUUUCCGCCCUCAGGAUUUUUCAGUUGAUCUGAUUGAGGACACUUCUCUGUCCUUGCCCAUACAACUUAAGGUCCAUACAUUUAGUCGGGGAAAUGUCACAAUGUUUCAACCUCCAAAGGGUGAUAGUCACAGAUUACUUGAUUAUUAUCUACUGGAUGCUGCCUCAACACUACCUGUGCUAGCCCUUGGGUUACAACCAAGAGACAAGGUUUUGGAUCUCUGUGCUGCUCCAGGUGGGAAAGCACUUACCAUUCUCCAGACAGGACUUACAGACAAGCUGACAUGCAAUGAUAAUUCACACAGUAGGCUGGGGCGUCUUAAGACAGUGCUGAACUGGUAUAUUCCUGCAGCAGACAAAAUCACUAUUCUGAAGAAAGACGGCACCAAACUAGGCCAUAUCAUGACAGAAAUGUUCGAUAAGGUGUUGGUAGAUGUCCCAUGUUUGACAGAUAGGCACAUGUUACAGACAGAUGACAAUAACAUUUUCAGCUCUGGGAGAAAAAGAGAGAGAUUGAGUCUCGGCGACACACAGAAACAGUUGCUAUGUUCUGCGAUACUUGCGUGUAAGCCAGGUGGCUCUGUUGUAUACAGCACCUGCACACUUUCACCCAAUCAGAAUGAUGGCGUCAUACAAAGCACUCUGGAAUGGCUCUGGGAGAAUACAAAGAUUGACGUUUCUGUGUGUAAUUUAAAACCAUUGGCAGAUGCAUGCUCGAAGACUUUUAGAUUUUACGAACAUUGUAGAUAUGGACAAUUAGUCAUACCACACAUAAGGGCUAAUUUUGGACCAUUAUACUUUGCCAAGUUGAUGCGAAUAAAUUAAAGUUUGAUACUCCAUUUGAAAAUGUAUGUGAUGUUCCUGCCCAAAAUGAAU
Messenger RNA from Owenia fusiformis, 1404 nucleotides. The record is from the annotation of a GenBank genome assembly. Lineage: Eukaryota; Metazoa; Annelida; Polychaeta; Sabellida; Oweniidae.